ACCCCACCAGGUCCGACUGAUUGUUGUCCACCAGCCACCACCACAACCACCAGUGGCAAUUAAUUAUUCAGUAAGCUUUGAUAGUAAGCCACUCAGCAGCGAGAAGCGUGCUCUGCCUGCUCUGCUCUCUGAAGGAAUGGACGGACCCCGGAUUUGAACUGUGCGCCACAGUUUGCGCAGCGAACAGUGCCUGCCGAACAGGGACCGGGAGUGGAUGCAAAACAGCUCCGCAAAAGUACAACCAACAAUGAACUCGACUGCAGCGAAAGUGGCGCUGGUGGCGAUGCUGCUGCUAGUGAGCACGGCCCUGGGUAAGCAGAUAGUCGAAAGCCAGGAGCGUGCUGUGCCCUACUACGGGACGGUAAACGAUCAGCCCGUCGUGGGCAUUCUGUCCCAGGAGCUGUCCUACCUGAUGACGCAAAACUAUGGUGACGACGGGUACGACAGCUACAUUGCGGCCUCGUACGUAAAGUUUGUCGAAGGUGCCGGAGCACGCGUUGUGCCGAUCUGGAUCAACCAGCCGGUAGAAUACUACCAAACGAUAAUGGCCAACCUGAACGGGGUGCUGCUUCCGGGCGGUGCUACCUGGUUCAACCAGAGCAACGGUUAUGCCGAUGCCGGCCGACACAUCUACGACAUUGCGAUGCAGUACAACGAGAACGGUGAGUACUUCCCGCUGUGGGGUACCUGUCUCGGGUUCGAGCUGCUCACCUAUCUGGCGGCGAACGGUACGGAGCAUCGGGCCCACUGCCGAUCCAACAGCCAGGCGUUGCCACUGAACUUUAAGGACGAUUUCCGCAAGAGCCGGCUGUUUGCCAGCGCCCCGAACGACGUGAUCGACAUCCUGAGCAACGAACCGGUGACGGCCAACUUCCACCAGUUCUGCGUGACCGAGGCGAACCUGACCGCGUACGGGCUGGACGAGGAGUGGCGCGUAAUGUCCGUCGAUCGGGACUGGAACGGGAUGGAGUUUAUCUCCACCAUCGAGCAUAAGAGCUACCCGUUUUAUGGCAUUCAGUUCCACCCCGAGAAGAACAUUUACGAGUGGAUACAGAACAAGAACAUCUCCCACACGGCGAACGCCGUUCGGGCGGCCCAGUUCUUUGCCGACUUCUUCAUCGCCGAAGCGCGCAAAAGUGACCACAGCUUCCCGAACGAGGCCACGCUGGAGAAGCACGUGAUCUACAACUACCAGCCGACCUUUACCGGGCUGCAGCGAUCCAGCUUCGAGCAGUGCUACAUGUUCCAGGGUAACUAUUCGCCUGAGGCGGAUGAUGCGGAUCCGGAUAACAAUGCUUCCUCCACCAUCGUAUCCCUAACAUCCUGCAUGCUUCCCUUGCUAACCACUACCAUCACCUUGUUGUUCCUGCCGCCUGUGCCCCUUUUUUAAUCCGUUUGCCGCGCUAUUCGCAGUUCUUUUUAAUCACCCAAAGUGUUGCCCAAAGUGAUGAAAUCCAAAAAGGUCGUGCUGAAGAAAAAGAUCCUCCAGCGUGAUCCGCCAGCCACCGCUGGCCUUUAAUUGCCACCGAGAUACGGAUAAUUGAGCGGACGGGAGGGCAACAACAUUGUUGCACACACAAUGGGCUGUGUGCAUCGUUGUGUGUAUUAUCGUUGGAAUUAAAUCUUAAGAUACUGCUCCUGCUGCUGCUGCUGCUACCUUUUGUCGUAAAAAAACAACGCAGAUUGGCUGAUAAGAACGACACUGGCUACUAUCUUUACUGAUUGGCAGCAGAGCAAAAGAUGAGACAGAUGCAGUCAGAUUGGCUAUCUUAAUUAAUCGAGCUUCUGUGCGGACAGACACAGACAAACACACGUCAAGAGUGUAGGAAAACAAGUAGAUGAGAAUUCACGUGCAAGCAAA
This is a messenger RNA of Anopheles coluzzii, 1861 nucleotides long. RefSeq names its product gamma-glutamyl hydrolase A-like. Gene Ontology annotation, cellular component: vacuole. The record is from RefSeq and is a predicted model, not a curated record. The transcript is spliced from 4 exons. The coding region runs from base 215 to 1390 and encodes 391 amino acids. Gene Ontology annotation, biological process: tetrahydrofolylpolyglutamate metabolic process. Lineage: Eukaryota; Metazoa; Arthropoda; Insecta; Diptera; Culicidae. Gene Ontology annotation, molecular function: gamma-glutamyl-peptidase activity.